Messenger RNA from Nymphaea colorata (pocket water lily), 1834 nucleotides. Its product is annotated as cytochrome P450 85A1-like. NCBI's taxonomy places the organism in Eukaryota, Viridiplantae, Streptophyta, Magnoliopsida, Nymphaeales, Nymphaeaceae. The record is from RefSeq and is a predicted model, not a curated record. The coding region runs from base 338 to 1753 and encodes 471 amino acids. Gene Ontology annotation, molecular function: oxidoreductase activity, acting on paired donors, with incorporation or reduction of molecular oxygen; iron ion binding; heme binding. The transcript is spliced from 9 exons. Gene Ontology annotation, biological process: sterol metabolic process.
UCCGGCAGCAUGCAUCUCUCUCUCUCUCAUAUACACACAUAUACGGCCACCCACACACGGUACUUGAAUUAGUGCGGAAAGUAGUAUGGAAAGAGCUGUAGAGUUUAGAAAGCAUGAGGAAUCCAGGGACCAUGUGAACCUGCGCCAGUAGAUUCUCUGAAGGCGAAUCAAGAAGAAAAGACCGUCAAGUCCAAAACAAGCAAGGUGCAUACAAAAAAUUUCUUGUCCAAGCCUGCCACUCUAUCACACAUCAGUGAGCAAACCGGCGGAGCCUCUUGUUUUCUACACCACAAGAAAAUCAGGAACAGAAAGAGCGAGAGAGAGAGAGAUCAGAGAGAUGGCUGAUCUGCUGGUGAUUGCUGCAUUGAUAGCAGCAGGGAUCGUCUGGGUUACUCUCCUGAAAUGGAACGAGAUGAAGCAUGUCAUGAAGAAGGCGUUGCUGCCCCCAGGUACCAUGGGAUGGCCCCUCCUUGGGGAGACCCCUUAUUUCCUCAAAUACGGUCCAGAUUUCAUGAAGCAGCAGAGAGCAAGGUACGGCGAUGUUUUCAAGUCCCACAUAUUGGGUUGUCCCACAAUUAUCUCAAUGGAUCCAGAUUUCAACAGACUCGUUCUCACGAUGAACGAAAGACAAGGCCUUGUUCCUGGCUACCCACAAUCCAUGGCGGACAUCUUAGGCAAAUGGAACAUUGCAUCUGUUCCCGCCCCCAUCCAUAAGGCCAUGAGGGCUGAAAUUUGUUCCCUUACCAACACCAAUAUGAUGAGAGACGUGCUGCUAAAGGACAUGGAUUGUUUCAUGAGAUCCCAUCUCUGCAGUUGGGGAGGAAAAGUAAUCGACAUUCAAGACCAAACCAAGCAGAUGGCACUUCUCUUAACACUCAGGCAUAGCGCCGGAAUCCUGCCCGGCCAUCCCAUGGUGAGCGCAUUCUGCCCGGAGUUUCACAAACUUGUGAAGGGGACCCUGUCGAUGCCAAUCAAUCUCCCUUGUACCAACUAUCGCCGCGCGUUGCAGGCAAAGGUGAAGAUUCUUGAAUUGCUGGGAAGGAUUGUGGAAGAAAGAAGGAAGGCCGGCGAUGAAGCUGCCGGCAAUGACGUUCUUGGCAGCAUACUGAGUAAAGAUGAUGAGAAAACUAAGUUGAGCCUCACCGAUGAUCAAAUAGUUGGCCUGUUAAUAUCAAUCAUCUAUGCUGGCUAUGAAACCGUUUCCACCACCAUGAUGAUGGCUGUUAAGUAUCUCCAUGAUAAUCCAAAAGCGCUUCGUGAGAUCAAGGAAGAGCAAUCAGAAAUCAGAAGAACAAAAGAACCAGACCAGUCACUUACCUGGGAUGAGUACAAGUCUAUGACAUUUACUCGAGGAGUUAUAUACGAGACACUAAGACUUGCAACAGUCGUGAAUGGGGUGCUAAGGAAGACGACAAGAGAUAUGGAAUUGAAAGGAUUUUCCAUUCCAAAAGGUUGGAAAAUUUUUGUUUACAUGAGAGAGACCAACUUUGAUCCCAAUAUUUACUCCGAUCCCUUAACCUUCAAUCCAUGGAGAUGGCAGGAAAGGAGCUUGGAGUCCAACCCACACUUCAUGACUUUUGGAGGAGGAACCAGAUUAUGCCCAGGGAAGGAGUUAGGGAUGGUUGAAAUUGCUGUGUUCCUUCAUUAUUUCCUUACUGUAUACAGGUGGGAAGAGGCUGGAGAAGACAAGAUUUUGAAGUUUCCUAGAGUUGAAGCGCCCAAUGGCCUGAGGAUCAAAGUGUUCAAUUGUUAAACAUUUGCCAACUUGAUUAUCACAGCAAUCUCCUUCUAUUUCCUAUAGUUUCUUCUUAUUUAUGCUUCUUUUCAUUUUCAA